Messenger RNA from Hemicordylus capensis (graceful crag lizard), 1887 nucleotides. It is a transcript of the gene RBM42, whose product is annotated as RNA binding motif protein 42. NCBI's taxonomy places the organism in Eukaryota, Metazoa, Chordata, Lepidosauria, Squamata, Cordylidae. The record is from RefSeq and is a predicted model, not a curated record. The transcript has 10 exons. Gene Ontology annotation, molecular function: mRNA binding. Bases 122 to 1513 code for a protein of 463 amino acids.
GAGUAUGUAGCGGGAGGAGGGAUGUGUGCCGGAAGUUCUCAUCUCGUGACGCAACGGAUUAUGUGCCGGAAGUAGCUCUGGGACGCUCUGCGACUCUCCGAGGAGGGAACGGAGCUAAGCUAUGGCGGCUCCCGCGAUUCCUCCGCCGCCGCCGCCCGGCGGGCCCCCCGGGGUGCCGGGCGGGGGGCCUGGGAAAGGGCCGGCGGCUGUCGCGGGAGGCGCGAAGAGCGGGGAGGAGCGGCUGAAGGAGAUGGAAGCCGAAAUGGCACUGUUUGAGCAGGAAGUGCUUGGUGCACCUGUCUCUUUGCCUCCUGUUGCCCCCGUGGUGGAAGCUGUCCCAGUGGCCCUCGCAGUGCCAGCUGCCGUGCCCCCUGUCCCUGUCAUCCGACCCAUCAUUGCCACCAACACUUAUCAACAGGUCCAGCAGAGUCUGGAAGCCCGAGCAGCGGCAGCAGCGACUGUGGUGGCCCCUAUCGUGGCUCCUCCAGUGCCCUUUGUGGGCCCAGCUGUCCCCCCACAACGACCUCCCAUCCUCCGACCCACCUUUGUGCCUCACGUCCUGCAGAGAUCUGGUGGCCCCCGACCCCUGCCGAUGCGCCCUCCUCAUCACCAGCCCAUGGGGCCCCCCAUGUCAGGUCCCCAGGGCCCGCCCAUGCUGAUGGGACCACCCAUGCAGAGAGCCCCUGGGCCGCCCCUGGGGGGCAUAGGGCCCAUGAGGCCCGGUCCUGGUCCUCCGGUUGGCCCAGGGCUCCCCGUCGGCCCUCUGGCUCCACUGGUACCCGUUCCUCGGCCUGUGGUGGCGCCUCCAAAGGUGAAUCCCACCGUCAUCCAGGCAGCUCCGACUGUGUAUUCCUCUCCGCCUGUGAAGAAGCAAGAGGAGGAGCACCGAGAGCCCCCGCCGCCUGUGGUGGAAGAGAAGGAGCCCGCUGGGCUGGAGGAGCCGGUGAUUGGCCCCAGCAUGCCGGAGGUGGAACCUGCCCCGGUAGUGGACGUGCGAGGGCUUCCUCCGCUCCGUGGGCACGAGCUGGCGCCAGCGAGAGGGAAGCGCUCCCGGGGAGGGGAUUCUGGAUUUGUUCCCGUGGAGACUGUAGUGGAGAGCACACCUGAGGACAAGAAGAAAACGAAGCAGGAGAAGCUGAAGCGCUGCAUCCGCACUGCCGCUGGCACCUGCUGGGAAGACGCCAGCCUGCUCGAAUGGGACCCUGAUGACUUUAGGAUCUUCUGUGGGGAUCUGGGCAACGAGGUGAACGAUGACAUCCUUGCCCGCGCCUUCAGCCGCUAUCCCUCCUUCCUGAAGGCCAAAGUCAUCCGGGACAAGCGCACUGGCAAGACCAAAGGCUAUGGCUUUGUCAGCUUCAAGGACCCCAACGACUAUGUCCGUGCCAUGCGGGAGAUGAAUGGGAAGUACGUUGGCAGCCGGCCCAUCAAGCUGCGCAAAAGCAUGUGGAAGGACCGCAACAUCGACGUGGUGCGCAAGAAGCAUAAGGAGAAGAAGAAGCUGGGGCUGAGGUAGCCAGGCAGAGGCGGCAGCAUCUGCUAUGGGCAGGCCCAGGGAAGCAAGGAAGGAGCCAUCCUGCAUCUCUACACAGGCCUGCCUCCUGGUGGGGGAGAUGCGGAGCACAGGAACACUCUGCCAGCAGGAGCUCUCGGGCGCUCGACAGCUCCUCCCAGCAGCCGCCUCACCAGAGACAUUCUGUCCACAGAGAUAGUUGUGUGCAGGUGGAUGGACCUGGACCCCUCUCCAAGCUCUCUACAGAUGGCUUCGUGGACUCGUUGCUAAGGAGACCACAACCCACAGUCCCUGCUGCGGGGGGGGCGGGGGGGGGAGUCGGCGUGUACCAGUUUUCAUCGGCGAAAGCAUUCUAAGCCAAUAAAUUUCUGUUUGGA